GAAGUUCCCAAGACAUGUGGGCCGUUAAAUUGAUUGCAGUACUGAGUGUGGUUUCGGUGCACGUGUAUCGGUAUAUGAUGGCGCUGGUAUGAUAUGGCACGCUUACUGAACGGAAUAUUGUUGUACACGUGAUGUCGUGAAAACUAUGAUCGAGGAAAAUUUCGUGAUUUAACCUUGUGAACGGAAAUAAUGGCGGACGACAAAGAGAAGCCUGGUCGACUGAGCGUGAUUCAAAUGGCAGGCACUGAGCUAACGGGGGACAACACCUGCCUAACCUUUGUUCUCCACAACGAGGACCACACCCUGGGCAACGCCCUCCGGUACAUGAUCAUGAAGAACCCGGAUGUUGAGUUUUGCGGCUACAGCAUACCCCACCCAUCUGAGAAUAAAGUGAAUCUCAGAAUUCAAACAAAAGGUUCACCCGCAGUCGACGUCUUCAAGAAAGGCCUGUCUGAUUUAACGGCACUGUCGGAGCACGUCUUAGAAACGUUUGAGAUCAGUGUUCAGAAUUUUAAGGCACAACAACAAGAGGAGGACAUGGACAUUCAGUGAAGGGAAUGUUUGCUGGCCGAGAAAAACUGGCCGGUUGGAAGAGACUUUUUGACGCCGAACUGAAGAAGAGUGAAUCUUUGGAGAUAAUCCAGAAAAUGGAAGCAACUGAUGUCAGUCCCUGAACAAGUUCAGUUACACUGGGCUGACCCCAAGUGUAUUUGCACCUGUUUGCAUGGCUGCUAUUGUUACUAUUAGCUUGAUGUAUCGUAAGAUUGUUCCGAAGAUGCUGGAAUUUUUGAAGUCCUUGGUGACACUGUAGUAGAUUUUCCUGUUUUUUCAGUUUGCUGGAUCAAAUCAAAUAGGGCUUUUUCCAAGUUGUUGAAAAAGCUGUAAAAUUUCUUAUUUACAGUUCAUGUAUUUGUGUGACCAGGUUAGGACACCAUAGAGCAACAGCCAGGUUAGGAACUCAACGAGGUUAGGGCGUUAAAGUACCGGGAGGAUGUUGUGAUGAGCCCUCUGUUGUCAGAAUGUUGCCAGUCUGAAAAAAGGCGAACUCGUUAGCCUUUGCGCGAUGUUAUCAUGCACGAUCUGACUUGGACGAGAGAAAUAGUCCCUUUGUUGAGUUGGCUUUUAUACUACAGUGUGUUAUAUAUGAACUUCAAAUCAAGGCUUGUUUAUAAUAGGUUUUCUUUCUUGCUAUUAAAAUACCACAAAUUUGAAAAAAGGUCAAUGCAAUUGACAUUCUUUUCUUCCCAUUGAAAGUGCUGCUCGUACGCAAUCCAUUGAUCGUUAGUCUAUGAUAUUGCUUGUCCACUUACUACUUUUCUGCAAUAUACUGACGUGUGUUAUUGACUUCAGGAUUUUCAGGUUUGUUUUCUGGAGAAAAAAAGUCGAACGUUGUUGACUAAAGACAUCAUGAUGUA
Molecule: messenger RNA, 1415 nt
Organism: Acanthaster planci (crown-of-thorns starfish)
Lineage: Eukaryota; Metazoa; Echinodermata; Asteroidea; Valvatida; Acanthasteridae
Product: DNA-directed RNA polymerases I and III subunit RPAC2-like
Biological process (GO): transcription elongation by RNA polymerase I; transcription by RNA polymerase III
Cellular component (GO): RNA polymerase I complex; RNA polymerase III complex
Molecular function (GO): DNA binding; protein dimerization activity
Source: RefSeq, a predicted model, not a curated record